UAUGAGUAUUGUACAGCUUAAAAUAACUUUUAUAUUACUAUUUUCAUCUAUCUCUUCUAUUUCAAAGCAGAUUCGUUUAAGUUUUCCGUCAGACUUGAUACAUAAUAUAAUUAUACAGUUGUGUUUGUUAUUGGUAACGAAAAAAAUCCACUCACUUUCACACAACUUUUUUGUGUCGUAUUGUGUUUUGUUGCUUGUUAUUCCGUCUGUCACCGUCAGUCACUGUGUGUCAUGGUGGUUAUAAUUUUGUACUAUUUAGUUAGUUAGGUAGGUAUUCACUAAAACUGGGACUGAGUACAUGUGAUGUGAAUAAUUAAAUGAAUUCCAUAUGUUUUUAUUUUAAUUUUUUAAUCAUUUUAAUUUCAAAAUUGUUACCUUGGUUUGUUCGAGCGUACUGCUAACUACCUACUAGUCAUUUAAAAAUAUUGUGAUAUGGUGAUAAUGGCAUAUCGAGUGGUGUUGUUAAUUUUUAUUUUCGCAAUAUGUGUGAGCACGGAAGAUGAACACACUACAUCGAAGAUGACAAAAGCAGAGAGACUAAUGUUGAGAGAAGAGGCUAGAAGCAUGUUCUACCAUGCAUAUGAUGCAUACAUGUAUAAUGCAUAUCCUGCCGAUGAACUAAUGCCCCUAAGUUGCAAGGGUCGAUGGAAAGGUAUAACUCCAAGCAGAGGGGACAUGGAUGAUUCUCUGGGAAACUUCUCUCUCACCUUAGUUGACAGUUUGGAUACUCUUGUUGUGAUGGGGGAUUUCUCAGAAUUUAACAAUGCCAUCAAACUGGUCAUCAAAGACGUCACUUUCGAUCACGAUAUUAUAGUAUCUGUGUUUGAAACCAAUAUAAGAAUGCUGGGAGGAUUAUUAUCGGCUCAUGUAUUAGCUGAUGCCUUGAAACCAGAAAUACCAAUUUUGCAAUGGUAUAAUGGAGAACUAUUGGCCAUGGCUGAAGACUUGGGAAAAAGAUUGUUGCCUGCAUUCAAUACAUCGACAGGAAUACCUCAUGGACGAAUAAACCUCCGGCAUGGGAUACGAGGGCUCUCGGAGUCCCGGGAGACGUGCACAGCCUGCGCGGGGACCAUGAUUCUGGAGAUGGCAGCUCUGUCGCGGCUCACCGGCAACCUGAUCUACGAACAAAAGGCUCAUAAAGCAAUGGACAGGCUCUGGAAAAUCAGACAUAGGACGUCAGACCUGAUGGGGACGGUGAUAAACAUCCACUCGGGCGACUGGGUGCGCAAGGAUUCGGGCGUAGGCGCCGGCAUCGACUCGUACUACGAGUACUGUCUGAAGGCCUACAUCUUGCUGGGCGAUGAGAAGUACUUGGCGCGGUUCACGCGGCACUACAACGCCGUCAUGAAGUACAUCAGCCGGGGACCCGUCAUGUUGGCGGUGCACAUGCACAGGCCUCAUCUCCAGUCGCGCAACUUCAUGGACGCGCUGCUAGCGUUCUGGCCGGGGCUGCAAGUACUGCUGGGCGACGUGCGGCCCGCCGUGGAGACGCACGAGAUGCUGUACCAGGUCAUGCAGCGCCACACCUUCAUUCCCGAGGCUUUCACCACCGACUUCCAGGUUCACUGGGGCCAGCACCCCUUACGGCCGGAGUUCCUGGAGUCCACAUACUUCUUGCACCGCGCAACCGGCGACGAUCACUACUUACGCGUGGGCCGCGCGGUGCUGAAGGCAUUACAACAGUUCGCGCGCGUGCCCUGCGGUUACGCGGCCGUUAACGACGUGCGCACGCGCUUACACGAAGAUAGGAUGGACUCCUUCGUGCUGGCCGAGACUUUUAAAUACCUGUACAUGCUGUUCGGGGAAGACAAGGAUUUGCCCGUGAAGUUGGAAGACUACGUGCUGACGACGGAGGCUCACUUCUUGCCGCUGUCGCUGGCGGCUGCCGGCAAGAACACCACCUACUUCACCCUGAAGAUUGACGAUGAAGACGAAGACAAAUUCAGAAAGACAUGUCCGAACACGGCGUCUCUGGUUCCUGAGAAGGUGCGACAGCCGAUGCGUCAGCUGCUCGGCUCGACGGCCGCGCGGCCGCCGGCGAGACUCCGCCCCCUCAACGACCCGCGACAAGUGUUGGCCCUGGCCGAUAUGGGCAUAUCCGUCCUCACGCUGCCUGAUGGCCGCGUACAACUGCUUUACACAACCUCCACGGCGAAAUCAGCCAAAGACGCAGCGGAGGGUCUGACAUUCAUGCGGGAGAUGUCCAAAUGGAAUUCCAUGAGCGACACCGACAACGGUGUGGUCGCGGCCGGCGUCAAAGUGAACGACAGGAUAUUCCCCGCGGGGCCCGGCCACUUCGGGCGCGAGCUCGGCGACGCGCGCCUCUCCGGCCGGCUCGCCUUCACCGUCCCCUCCGACGCCUGCGCCGAGAUACAGAACCCCGCCGACGUCCGCGACCUAUUCGCCGUCGCCAAGCGCGGACAGUGCACCUUCGCGCAAAAGGUACGCAACAUACAAAGCGCCGGCGCCAAACUCGCCAUCAUACUAGACAACAUUCCCGACUCCACCCACGAAAUCACAGCCCUGUUCGCCAUGUCCGGAGACGGAAAGGACGACAUUCACAUACCAGCCGUAUUCUUAUACUCGAAGGAAGCCGAGUAUUUGACGGAAGUUCUCUACAGCAACCCUGAGCUCACUGUGAUCGUCGGCGACCUUAAAUCGCUGAAGCGCGAGUUCGAAGGCGAACAAUGCGACGGCGGCAACUGCGAGGCCGUCAUCGAAUCCACUGACGUCAGCGCGGACAAGGAGUCCUUCGACCAUCUCAAGAAAGUACUCAAUCAACUUGUGGCGCAGUUUGAACUGUCUCUGUCGAACGAAGACCAGGUACGUCAAAAGAAGUCCAAUGACGAUUUAGAUCUUUUCUUCGCGAAAUCAAAAGAAAAGUUUAUUAACAACAAGGCCCGAACUGAGAACACUCCGGCUUGUACUGCGAACAGUGAACCCGCGAAUCAAAUCCGAACUCAACCUAGUAGUGAGGACAAAAAGAAAGACGCACUGCCAGACAAAACUCCAGGUGAUUUCUGACACAACUUUACAAAGACUGUAAAUAAUAGUUAGGACGGUACAGUGUAAAAAGUAUGUAAAUAUUCGAUUGUAAGCACGAUACUCAAUGAAUUUUUGUGCCUUUAACAUCUGCUACAUUGAUUUGUUUUUUUUUUUUAGUUUUAUAUUCUUAAAUUAUUAUUUCGAUGAACACAAGACUGUCAUCAAUGUUUAUAUUUAAUUUGAUACUUACUUAGUAUACUUUAGAAAUAAGAUAUCUUGAAGUGUUUGAUUUAUAACCAUCUUAAACAGUUUUCUUUAUCCUUCGCUGUACUUCUGUGCAAUAAUGUUCAUCACAAUUUAAUAUACUACUGUAACACUGGUGCCUACAUAAAAAGACAGUUAACAUAUUUUCCUAAGUUGAAUAAAACUCAUUGUAAAUAAU
Molecule: messenger RNA, 3427 nt
Organism: Ostrinia furnacalis (Asian corn borer)
Lineage: Eukaryota; Metazoa; Arthropoda; Insecta; Lepidoptera; Crambidae
Gene: Edem2
Product: ER degradation enhancer, mannosidase alpha-like 2
Exons: 12
Coding region: 433-3024 (863 amino acids)
Biological process (GO): mannose trimming involved in glycoprotein ERAD pathway; carbohydrate metabolic process; endoplasmic reticulum mannose trimming
Cellular component (GO): endoplasmic reticulum; membrane
Molecular function (GO): mannosyl-oligosaccharide 1,2-alpha-mannosidase activity; calcium ion binding
Source: RefSeq, a predicted model, not a curated record